CCCUACCCACCCACCACCCUCCCGCAGCCUGUCUCCGCCCGCCCGCCGCCCGCGGCCGCUCGGCGGCGGGCGGAGGAGGAACCUGGCUUUUCGGGAAACAUCCACCAUUGGAGCCAUCGAGGGCUGCUCUGGUGCGAUGUGUGGAGUGCCUUAGGGAAGGCUCCCGAUUGUCGGCGGCAGGUUGGCCGGUUCGUCUGAAUGAAGCUCAUCUCCAUGCGGGAUCUUCCUCUCACAACGGGGAACACCAUGCGUUACACGCUUGCGUGCCCCGCGUCCCGCGCACCCGGGUGCUGAGAAGAGCAUCACGAAGAACCCCCCCCCCCGGCAUAUGACGCCGCAUCUGCUGUACAAGACUUGGGGCAAGGGGUCAUGACCACGUCCAUGAAGAGGCGGAAGACGCGAGGCUUUGGUAGGACAUGGAUGGGGCAUGUUGGGUGAGGGGGGGGGGG
This is a messenger RNA of Ectocarpus sp. CCAP 1310/34, 449 nucleotides long. NCBI's taxonomy places the organism in Eukaryota, Phaeophyceae, Ectocarpales, Ectocarpaceae. The record is from the annotation of a GenBank genome assembly.